AUGGAUGUAGAGAAAGUCUUCCACAUGACUGGAGGAGUUGGCAAAACUAGUUAUGCCAAGAAUUCCUCACUACAGAGUUUAAUUCUUUCUAAUAAGGUAAAGCACAUAAUCAUACAAACAGUUGAGGAUCUUUACCUUGAAACCACUCCCAAGAGCAUUGGCAUUACUGAUUUGGGUUGUUCCUCUGGACCCAACACUCUAUCAAUCAUCAAAGAUAUCUUCCAAGCCAUCCAAGGCAUAAGCCAAAAGAUCAAGCACCAUUUUACCGAGUUCCGUGCCUACCUUAAUGAUCUUCCAACAAAUGACUUCAACUCAAUCUUCAAGACCUUGCCAGAGUUCCACAGGUUGCUUAUGCAAGACAGAGAACAUGGGGUUCCUCCCAUUUUCAUAGGAGGUUACCCUGGUUCAUUUUAUGGAAGACUUUUUCCAAACAGUUACCUACACUUUGUCCACUCCUCCCACAGUUUAUACUGGCUUUCAAGGGUUCCUCCAACUCUCUAUGAUGAACACGGAAGGUCAUUGAACAAGGGUUGUGUUUACAUUUCUGAAUUAAGCCCUGCAGCGGUGCCAGAAGCAUACUUGCAACAAUUCCAGCAAGACUUUUCCUUGUUCUUUCGGUCAAGGUCAGAAGAACUAGUUGUUGGGGGAAGAAUGGUGUUGAUUUUCUUGGGAAGAAGGGGCCCAGAACAUGUUGACAUAGGCAACUCUUUCUUCUGGGAGAUUCUUUCUCGUUCAUUUGCUAUUUUAUUAAAAAAAUGGCGUAUAAAAGAAGAGGAUGUGAUAUGGGUGGGUGGGUUAAAAAAAAAAUAUGAUGAUUCGGGGCUUCACACUUAG
Messenger RNA from Gastrolobium bilobum, 834 nucleotides. Its product is annotated as probable methyltransferase TCM_000336. Bases 1 to 834 code for a protein of 277 amino acids. The record is from RefSeq and is a predicted model, not a curated record. Gene Ontology annotation, biological process: methylation. Gene Ontology annotation, molecular function: S-adenosylmethionine-dependent methyltransferase activity. The transcript is spliced from 4 exons. NCBI's taxonomy places the organism in Eukaryota, Viridiplantae, Streptophyta, Magnoliopsida, Fabales, Fabaceae.